AUGGCAUUUGGAACGUUCCCCCCACAAGUGCGCCGCCGUGUGGUUGUUACGGGUCUCGGAGCCGUCACGCCGUUAGGUGUCGGCGCUCAGUCCACAUGGUCUGCUUUGUGCGAGGGAAAGUCAGCAACACGCGCGUUGCGAGAAGCACCAUUUUUCUUUCCCUCUUCCAUUGAUUCUGACAGGCGUCUCACAACGGAAGAAAAAGGAAAGCGACGCGAGGAAUUGCUUGCUGCCAUGCCGUGUCAGGUCGCUGCCCCCGUUAUCGGAGAGUUGGUGUCAACAACCGACCUGCCUAACUUUGCACCCACUUCCCGUGAGACGCGGGCUACACGAUUUGCACUGCAUGCUGUGCGAGAGGCACUUAUUCACGCCAAACUCAUUGGUACAGACGUAUUUUGUGCUUUACCUUCGGGGGCCGUCGCCCAUCCAAAUGAGGCAGCUUCAGAUAACUCUAAACGGUCGUCUGCUCCGGAGAGGCGGAUCGCUUCAUCAUGUUCCGCGGAGCGCAUUGGUGUGAAUUUGGGCGUGGGUAUGCCUUCGCUCGUUGAUGUGUGCGACGCCGCGUAUAAUCUAUUUGCAGAUCCCGCACAGAUACGUUACAACAGCAUCAGCCCCCUUUUCGUCCCGAAGAUCCUCGGUAAUAUGCUGACAGGACUCGUUGCGAUGACGUACAAUGUCCAUGGACCAGUUGGUAGUUCCGUGGGCGCAUGUGCCACUGGAGGCCAUUGUAUUGGUGAAUCGGCAAGCUGGAUACAACAGGGACGUGCUGAUGUUGUCAUUUGUGGGUCUGCUGAAGCGUGUAUUACUCCCGUUGCCAUCGCCGGUUUCUCACGCAUGCGGGCGUUGUGCACCAAGUACAAUAACCGUCCACAGGAGGCGUCUCGUCCUUUCGACAAAGAUCGCGCAGGUUUCAUUAUGGGUGAAGGUGCUGGUGUUUUGGUCUUGGAGUCAUUGGAACACGCACGGGAACGGGGUGCUCACAUAAUUGCUGAGUUACGCGGAUUUGGUACCUCCUCCGAUGCACAUGAUGUUGCUGCACCGCGUCCUGAUGGUUACGGGGCAAAGCUGUGCCUCCGCUCCGCCUUACGUGACGGUGGUGAUGUUCCUGCUGCAUGUGUUGCUUAUGUCAAUGCACACGCUACGGGAACAAUUGGAGACGACUUGGAGCUCCAUGCAAUUGAAGCUGUUCUAAACGGUACCGAUGGCAGCGAUAAUAAAUCCGCUAUUAUUCGCAACUCACCGCUGUUGGUGAGCAGCGUGAAGGGCGGUAUUGGUCACUUGUUGGGAGCUGCGGGAAGUGUCGAAGCGGCAGUGGCUGUUAUGGCACUUCAUGAGCAGCGGGCUCCACCAAAUGUUAACCUCCACGUCCCAUCAUUUCCGGCAUCCGGCGCCAUUCAACUCGUGCAGGGGACCACCGCCUGUGCAUUUAAGGGAGAAGCAGUUCUCUCAACCAGUUUUGGGUUUGGCGGCAUGAGUACUGCGCUACUCUUCACACAGUUUUGA
Messenger RNA from Trypanosoma brucei brucei TREU927, 1503 nucleotides. Its product is annotated as beta-ketoacyl synthase family protein, putative. The transcript has a single exon. Bases 1 to 1503 code for a protein of 500 amino acids. Gene Ontology annotation, biological process: fatty acid biosynthetic process. The record is from RefSeq and is a predicted model, not a curated record. Lineage: Eukaryota; Euglenozoa; Kinetoplastea; Trypanosomatida; Trypanosomatidae. Gene Ontology annotation, molecular function: 3-oxoacyl-[acyl-carrier-protein] synthase activity.